Cyanistes caeruleus (blue tit) is the source of this 7064-nucleotide messenger RNA. NCBI's taxonomy places the organism in Eukaryota, Metazoa, Chordata, Aves, Passeriformes, Paridae. The record is from RefSeq and is a predicted model, not a curated record.
AUAAUAAUCAUGGUCUCACUUGCCUGGUUGUCUUGCAGGGGAAGUUUUAUCUGAUUAUUGAGGAGCUGAGCCAGCUGUUCCGCUCCCUGGUCCCCAUCCAGCUGUGGUACAAAUACAUCAUGGGGGAUGAUCCCUCCAGCAGCUACUUCCUGGGUGGGAUCCUGAUCAUCAUGUACAGCCUCUGCAAGUCUUUUGACAUCUGUGGCCGUGUGGGAAGUGUCAGGAAGGCUCUGAAGGUCCUUUGCACCCCCCAGACCUAUGGAGUCCGUGCCACGAGCCAGCAGUGCAGUGAGGCAGGAGACAUCUGUGCCAUUUGCCAGGCAGAGUUCAGGGAACCUCUGAUUCUCCUGUGCCAGCACGUGUUCUGUGAGGAGUGCCUGUGCCUGUGGUUCGACCGGGAGAAGACGUGUCCCCUGUGCCGCUCGGUCACCGUGGACACCCUGCGCUGCUGGAAGGAUGGCACCACCUCUGCUCACUUCCAGGUGUACUGACAUCAGGGCUGGGCACAGGAGCAGCUGGAAAAUCCCAGCAUCUCUGCUCAGUUUUGUUGUCUGUUGUUUUGCUGUCCUUCUUCCAGCUCUGAGCCAACUGAACAAUUGUGACUGGCCAGAAACUUGAUCCUGGAAGGCAGGGGAGGUGUGGGUGGUUAUGGUGAACUCCAGGGUGUUUCUGGAGCUUCCAGGGUUACAGAGGGUCUGGGAUGUUUCCUAUUUUCCUGUCCUUUAGUAUGGACAAACACUGAGUGUCCAGGGCAGGGGAGCUGCGAGUGCUGAAGUCUGUGCUCUGCCUGAGGAGCUUUGCGUUACCUGGCCCUGCAUUCCCUGAAUCCGUGACUUUGCAGGAUGACACAGCUCCUCUCCCUGAGAACUCUUCCCAAGCUUCAGAACCUCGUGUCCAAAGCUGUAGUUGGAGAAAUGUGAUUUCCCAGCUGCAGCUUUUCCAGCUGAUUCCACAAAUGGCACACGUUGUCACCUUCAGAAAAGCACAGGGAGCUUGGGAAGGACCCGCCAGGGAAGCUGGAAAUGACACUCUCCUUUCCCAUGGAGAGUUUCCCAACAUUCCCUGGAAAUGUUUUUCCUCUGUAAUUUUCAUGAAGAGACUUUCUGAUUUCCCAGUCUCUGGGGAGAACAGAGGGAGGUUAAAGCUGAGUUUGGUUUGUCUGGGUGGAAAUCCAGCACCUGACCAAGAGCAUCUCACAAACUCAGUGCCCUGUGCUCCUCAGCCAGGACCUGCCUGGCAGGGAAAACCAGAGCCUUGAGCUUCAGCAGGAGAUCCCUGACAGGAAUUACCAGGAAUUAACCCCAUCCCUGUGGCCGAGGUCUCUGCUGAGGUUCUCCAGCAGCACAAGCCCUCAGAGGGAGCUACUGUUUGUUCUAGAGCUUUCCCUGUCCCCAAACCACCUCUGCUCCGUCAGGAACAGCAGCAUCUCCCCAGCUCAUUGCCAUGGAAAUGGCUCAAGGUGACAGCCCCACCUGAGCCAUCAGGGAAGAGGCUCCUGAGGGAGGGAGGCUGUGUCUGUGCUGAUGGAAACUCCACAGGGGAGGGAUGAAACGGGAGCUGAUGGGAACAGGAUUAAAGCUCUGCAUUCCUUUGGAAAUAACAGCUCAGUGUGGCUGAGGAGGAAUGGUGAGAGCAGAACCUGAGCUGGGGAGAGUCCAAACCUCGCCUGGGAGGUCCAGGGAAGCAGAGGAGGAAAAGCUUUACUUUCCAAAACAAAGUGAUGUCAAAUUCUUGUCUAAUGGAUCCUGUGGAAGUGCAGAAUUAAGGCAAGGAAUCUCAUUGCUCUCUGCAAUGGGAGUAGCUUCCCUAUCUUUGGGAUGGGAGAGUUCAGAACAGCAGGGAGCAAGGUUUUCAUUGGGCAUAAAAAAUGUUACGUGGGACAGCCUGGAAUAUUCACCAGGAAAAGGGGAAAUCAGUGAUUCCAUGGGCAGGGAGUUUCUGGAAAGCCUCAGUGUCACUGCAGUGCCAGUGAAGCUGAGGUUUGGUGUUUCUGCUUUCAAACUGUUUGAAAAGCUACUUCUCAUUUUGAUGUUUUUACCCUACAUGCUCCUGGAAAAUGUGUUUGGAGAAGUGUAGGAAAAGCUCAGUAGGAGCCCAGCUCUACAGAAAGUGUGGGAUACACUGCUUCAAAAUUCAGUUUUUAUUUGGCAGUAAGACAGGAAAUCAAAGGGAAAGUGUGGGUUUGCAUUCUUAAAGUUUUGGGGUCUUUCUGGGGAGGAUGGUCCUCCCUUCUCAUGGAAUACGACUCUUGGACCAGAAACUUCAGUUCCAAUGAGAGCUGCUGGGAACCUGUUGAUUUCCAUGGGAAAACAGGGAAGGCUGUGGAAGGAAAUUCCUCCGAGAGAGAAAAUAAAAUCCGGAGCCUUUUUUUGCCAUUGAACAGUUAUUUUUCUUUUUUUUUUUUUUUUUAAUAAAUUCCUUAUAAAUAUGUACAAAGAGUCUCAGCAUAUGAAAUUCCUUUUACAAAAGAGAGAAGCCCCAUCCAGCCAGGACCAGGAGCCUCCUGGAGCUCCAGGAACUCGGAGCACAGGCCCUGCCCUUGCUUUGGUGAGGGGGAAACCUGCACAGUGACCCUGCUGGAGUUCCAUCCCAAUGGUAACCAGCAAAACGCCAGGAAUUGGGCAUUCCCUGCCUGUCAUUCCCUUGGCAACGCCCCUGGGAGACACUGGGGAAUUCGCAGCGGCCUCAGGACUCACGAGGACGGGAGGGCUUUGUGAUAAACUCUGGUGAAUGGCUGGAAAAGGGAUGCUGUAAAAACCCAGGGAAUUAAAUCCCACUGCAGCUGGGUUUGCUCUGCUUGGUGCCACCUCUGACUCCUGAUGGAGUAACUAAUAAAGGUGUGACUAAUUAAUAAUGGUGGAACUUAUAACGGCCAUUUAAUCCUCAGAUGUUUUCAGUGAAUGUUUAUCAAGAUCCAAAGUCACUUUCUGUAAAUAUAAAAAACUUUGGGAAAUUCAAGCACUUCAGUAAUUCCCCCAGAAUGGACACUGAAGUCACAUCAAAAUUCGCAAUAAAUAUUGUAAUGGAAAAAUUACAAUUUUGUCUGGAUUUUGUGGUGUAGAAACCCAAGGCAGGAGCAGCAGGUGAGGAUCCCUCCCCUCUCCUCAGACUGGCUGGUCCUAGGGAAGCCCAAUUCCCAUGGUGUUUACAAUUCCCUGGAUCUGGAAUUGGCAUGGCCGGAGUCUCCUCACCUGUUGUGAUGAGAUGGAAAGUUCAGCUCACACACAGCAAAGUUACACAAGAAUGAGGCUGAGUUUGAAGCCUGGAUUGAAAAUCAAAUUUUCUGGGGGCAAACUGGCUCCAAGUAAAGUUGUGCAGCUGCUGGGGAGCUGGGAUACAGCCAGGAGGGUUGGACAUGGACAGUAUGUGUCCAGGAUCCGGUGUGGAGCCUCAGGUAGCCUGUUCUAUACACACCAGGCUCCUGCUGAGAUCAGGGACAGAUGUUGUGUAGGAAAACUGAGUAUUAUGUGCUAUUCUGUCCUCACUGGGGCCAUUUUUCACAGGGCAGCUCAGUUUUCCAGCUGGGAAUGCCUCAUUCCAGGCUGUGGACAGACACUGCACCAGUUUAACCAGUUCAGUUUGUCGUGGAUUUCAACAGCAGGAACCGCUUCUGCUCAUGCUGAGGGUUUAAGAGACCUUUCUAACUUUUACUGUGAUACAGAAACAAAACAAACUCACCAAUCAGAUGAAAUUGAUUCAAGAAGUGUUUGGGAUUUAAGGGAAUUGCUUUAGCAACGGGCUUGGCUCAAAGAGGAAUUGCUGCCUCCCUCUGCUUUGAAGCAGGAGUGGGAUGGGUUCUCCCCCUCCCCACUGGCAGCUCCCUGCUUUGGGUGAUUUGCUGUUUGCCUGGGCACACCAAGCUGUGUGACACGAGGCCUGCUCCCAUUCCACGCUUUUUUACCUGCGGGAGAAGAGGAAGGAAUGUGGAACUCAUGGGCCAAGCCCUGCCCUGGUGUAACCCAGCAGUGGCAGGUGCAGCAGCCCACACCAGGCUGCUCUUUUACCUUGGAAUACACAAUUCCAGGUUGUGCUGCGAGCUGUCUUGGCAGAGAAGCGCUUUAAAAAUUCAUGCAGAGCUCCCUCCCAGCCGUGCUGUGCGCAGACCAUGAGCUCAUAACUGCGCUCUGCUCGCUGCUGAAACCCGAGAGGGCUCUGUUCCUCCAUCUGGAGAGCCCUCCCUGGCCUUCCCAGCUGACCCAACCCAGGGAUUGCUUGGCUGCUGUGAGAAAACAAAAGGGCCAGAGGGGAACUGUGCCGGUUUCCUGCCCACAGGAGGGGACAGGGAAUUUCCAGGGAGUUGACAGCACCCUUCCCUUUCCAUGCAAACACCAACCAGGGGCAAAGCAGAUCUUGUAGAAAGGAUAAAAACACUCCUUGUCAAAAAAUGGAGGCGUUCAAGGAUAGCAAUUACACCACAAAAUGUAAGGCUUUGACAAAUCUGCACCCUCAAACAAAGAAUUCCAGUUCUGUACAGGGAAUUCUGGCUACAAAACUCCAAAACUUCACCCUGGGCUCAUGCGAAACAUCCAGUUUGGAACUACAAAAGUGAAGCAAACCAGGAACAAUGCAGGAUUUGGGGUACCAGACCUGUUCCCACUUGGGAAGCACCAUGGAUGUGCUUGUUCCAUGCUGGGCAGGACAAGUCUUUCAACAUUUUUUGCUGACUGUUUGGAGCUCCUGGGGAUAGCAAUCCCCUGGAAACUCUGAGGUUUGGGAAUUUUUACAGACAAACCUGUCCACAGAGGGCUGGGACUGAGGGAGAUCAGCCAAUCCCUGCACUGGGGCUGAUCACAGAUUUGGGGGCUCUCCCGAGGUGGGGAAGACAGAAUUUCCUUUCCUUUUCCUUGGCUGUGCUGUUCCAAGGGAAUUGAAACACUGGGAGCAGCCUGAAGGCUGCAGCCCCCAACAGCCAGGGCAGCAGGAGAGCCAAGGGCAGUGCCAGCUGUGUGCACAGGGAAAUGGAAUAAUGCCUGUUCCAGGUGAGCAGUUUAUUACAUUCAGAGCUGGUAGGGGUGAGGAGCCUGUGGGAGAGCUCUGAGGGAUGUGACCCAGCUGCAGGGGUGUCCCCUACAGCCAAGUGUCACAUCCAUGGUUCCCGUUCAAGUGUGACUUGUGCGAUUCCAUCUGCACAAUCUCACUCCCACACUCCAGGGAUUUCCAGAAACUGGUAUUUUUAAGGCUCUGCCCAGCACUGGCAGCACUGCUGCAAUCAGCUGAGGCUCCUCCUUUUGUUAGAAGAAUUUGUCCUUGUCUCUGUAGGAGACUGAGCCGGGAAGGGGUUCAGGAUGCUGAGGAUCACUGAGCAUCAGGCCAAAAAUGGCAGGAAAAUGUUUCACUGGUCCCUGUGGCUCUGGGACCAUCCAAAGGGAAUGGACAGACAAACUACACGGAGCUACACCACCCCUCCCAACACUGCACAUCACCUAAGGCAGGGCAAGCUUCUUCUCUAGGAACAAUCUGCUCUUCCAGCAGAGCCCUUGCUGCUGUUUGGGAAUGGACUUGGAUCAAUAACAGCCAGGAAAAUGCGUGCAGGGGCUCAAAACGCUGCGGUGAAUAUUUGAUAAAGGGAGAAUUUAGCUUUCAGAUUGCUUAGAAACAUUUCUCCUGCAGCAGUGGAAAAUGCAGGGUCUGACUGAACACAGCAGCCACUCGGCUUCUUCCUGGGCUGGGCAAGGGGUGGGAAGUAUUUUUAAAAGACAAGGAGCCAAAUUUCCUUUAGAAAUCGGGUCCUAACAUUCCUUUAUGCCUUUGAAAAUGCCCUCCCUGCCAUGGCAGGGUCAGUUUUCUGGUGCAAAUAUCUGAAGGUAGGAAAAAUGUUUCUAAAAAACUGUGCACAGGUUGCUGUAUGUGGAAGGUACCCAAAAUCUGACAGGUAGUUUUGGCUGCAAGGAAAAAAGUGCUCAGUACUAGACUGAAAAAAGCCCUUUGACUUCUAAGGCCAAGUUCUCCUGUUAUCCCCUGCUCUAGUGAUCAGUCUGGAGAAGAGUUCUCUUCCCUGGUUCAUGGGAUUUGGGACUGAAUAAAUCACCAUGCAGGAGAAUUCCCAGCUCUGGAGCUGUAGGAAGUGCUGCUCUAGCAGACUCCCAUGUGCACACUGCAGUGGAAAGGGCCCUGUGUCCUUUCCACCUCAGUGCCUGCUGCUUCCCAAGCUCCACACUGUCAAAAGAAAAAGAACUGCUCCAAAGAAAAGGAGUUUUAUAAAGUUCUGGGGUAGAUUAUUUGUUUUGUCUUAGUUUCUGCAGAGAUUAAAAGAAAGAAAAAAAAUAGCACCUUCUCAACAAGUCUUAUUUUUUGCUAUCUUGUGUAUAAAUAUCAAUAACCAAAAUAGAUCUUUCCUUGUCCCACGUUUCAGAACAUCCUCUUGGGGAAACUGUAGCACCACAGAGAGGCAGUUUAGCCCCAGACAAAUAUUAAAUGUAGCACCAGAGAAACUAAAGUCAUAGGAAAGCUGCUCUCCCCUGGUGCCAGAGCAUGAAUAUUUACACACACAAACUGCUGUCCGAGCCGCUCCGCACCCGCUCCCCGCCACGCCUGGGCCGUGCCCGCGCUGCAGCACGAUUGGAAUUCUCAGGAUUACUAAUGUGGGUGUAGAGAUUCCUCCUCAUCCUGCUGCAUAAAUGGGGCAGUGGGUGGUGUCCAGCAGGGCCAGCAGCAGCGCCAAGGCUCGGCCUGCAGGAGCAGGGCUGCUCACAGCAGCGAUCUACAGGGAAUGUCGCUUACGCUCUCGACAAGGCAUGCACGCGUCCACGUCUGCAUACACAGGGGUUACAUUCUUCUAUAUAUAAGCAGGUUUUGUGUCUCUGGUUUGCUGCUGGGCCCUUGAACAGCUCCUUCCGGGCAAAUCCUCCUUCUCACGUCGCCCAAAGCACUUCCAGCAUCUCCCACUUCUUUCUUUCUCUCCACUCCUCACAGCUGCUGCUCAGGCUCUGGAUUCCCUGGAGGAAAAGGGGAAACAAUUUUCUCCAAGGGCACAGGGUUUGCUCCAGCCUAAGAAAGCAAAAGAACGGGGCUGGGUGUUAAUUAUGUUGAUGCAUUUGGUGCAAUAAAAGCUUCUUUUAAAUUUA